Messenger RNA from Aspergillus candidus, 1437 nucleotides. Its product is annotated as Zn(II)2Cys6 transcription factor. Gene Ontology annotation, biological process: regulation of DNA-templated transcription. Gene Ontology annotation, molecular function: zinc ion binding; DNA-binding transcription factor activity, RNA polymerase II-specific. Bases 1 to 1437 code for a protein of 478 amino acids. The transcript is spliced from 3 exons. The record is from RefSeq and is a predicted model, not a curated record. NCBI's taxonomy places the organism in Eukaryota, Fungi, Ascomycota, Eurotiomycetes, Eurotiales, Aspergillaceae.
AUGCUGCGAACCAAGACAGGGUGUCUGAUCUGCAGGCGGAGGCGUAAGAAAUGCGAUGAAAGCAAGCCUCGAUGUGAGCGAUGCAUCAAGUCCGGCCGUCAGUGCCACUGGCCUUCCGCAGGGCAGCACCUAGACAAACGACAUCGCUUCCGGUCCCACGAAUCACCCCAUGAGCCAUCGAGGGCUGGACGGUUUGCCUAUAGGGAUACUGCGCCAUGUGAACUACCCUGUACAAUUCCAUGUCACCGACAGUUGAGCAUAGCGCGGGUGUUCGACUCCGAUUCGGAAUCACGCCUCCUGGCCCAUUUUGUAGAGAGGCUUUGUCCCUUGCUAUUCUUGACCACCGGUCAUCCAGCAUUUCAGGGUGACUGCAUCUCAUACGGGAUAGAGUUAAGUAUUCGAUUUGAAGCAGCCCGGACGGGCGUGUUGGCAUGCAGCGCCCUACACUUAUACAGCCUCACUCUGGACAGGCGACUGAAAGCAGUGGCCCUCAAUUACUACUCUGCGACGGUGUCUAGUGUCUAUCGGGUUUUUCAGAGUAUCAAUACGGCUACCUGCCCCAAAGAUUUCUUUACGUCCUGCGACGGAAGAUACGAUGCGCUGAUGCUUUCGAUUGUGUCACUUUAUCUUUACGGGCAUUUGACCGGAGAGUCCGACUAUGGUCAAGAUAUCGCCCAACAUGUAGUCGGAGCAAUGCAGUUGCUGCGUUCGCGUCUCGCAUUGAAGGGAAUCAACCGCCCAUUCGACUGGGUGAUUGCCGAAAGUAUUUUCUACCAACUAUUCAUGCUCUCGGUCCGGUACGCUAGUGACUGGACAUUACGAGUUGACGAGGAAAUUUGGAAUGAAGCGUUUCGUUGUUCCAUUUUUCCUGACUCGCCUCCAAUAGCCAACAGACCUAUCCUGGGCAUUCCCGUGUCUCUUUGCAGAUUCAUUGCCCGAAUCGCACGGCUUUGCCAUGGCCCUCUGCCACAUUAUAUACCCGAGUUCGUAUCACUUUUGCAGCACGAAAUGCGCGAUUGGGAGAGCUGGCUACUUCCGCUUGAUUCUUCUGAUAGAGCAGUUUUUUAUAAUGCGGUCCCCAUCGAACCGAACCCGGUGGAUGAUACGACUGUGAUGUACGUUUUGGCUGCGUCCAUUCUUCUGGAAAGGUUCAGCACAUUACCGGAUGGCUUGAGCUUAGAAACUUCUUUCCAAUCGAAUUUUGGCCCUUCAAAACGACGAGAGCAUGCGCUAGGACUAGUGCGCCAGCUGAUUCUAGAUGUGAGAUGGGCAAAAAACUACCUUGCGGCGUGGCCCACAAUGAUCAUUGGGACUCUAGUCGAAACCGAGGAAGAUGCUUCACUCCUGAAGCAAGACUCUGACCAGCGCCAGAUAGUAGCCGCGAGAGGGGAAGGCAUUUUCCUAAAGCCUAGGGCUCUUGAUCUUUGGCAAGGUUGA